UAGAAAUAUUAGUAGUAUAUAAAAAACAUAAACAAAGCGUGUAAAAAUAAUACAUAUUGAUCAUCGCAUGUACAAUAAGUAAAAAUUAAACAAAUUUAAAAGUGUAUUUGUACGUAAUACAUGUAUAUAUGUAUCUACAAGAUAACACUAUAAAAUUCGUGAAAAAAUAUAUUACUGUUCAAAAAAGAAAAAAUAUAUCUGCAUAUGUAUAACUAUUGUUGGUAAAAUAAACCAAUAUUAUAUUGGUUUGUGUGUGAGAACCCUCGACCAGUUUAAGAAUGUAUAUACAUACAGUGAAUCUAUUAAGUAAUUUGCCUAUAGAAAAUAAUUUCAAUGAAUAAAUUGGUUGUCUGUUAAGAAGUUGAAAUACAACUUUUGGCCAAAGCUAAAUAAAAACAAGUAGCUAAACAUACAAGAUCUCUUAGAUGCAUAUUAGUUUUAAACAAGAAUAAAUACAACUCUUACAAUAUAUUGAACUUGAAAAGAAAAUAACUGCAUGAUAUGGUCCGGUAUAAUCACUUAUCAUGGAACCAUGGUGAUGAUACUUAACAAGUUAAGCUAAAAGCAAAGAAAAUAUUUUUAAUAAACAGUAAUUACCUAUGUAUUGUGCAUCUGAAAUAAUUUCAAUCAUCAGCAGUAGGAUAAUAUAUUGAAAACUAUAAAAUUAUAAGAUUCAGGAAUACAAGUUUUGUAUUGAAAAUUAUAUAUGCUUGGAGCAUAUGAGAAUAAUGAAUAAAUUACAAUUUAUAUUUGUGCUAUGUUGUCUUAUCUUCUCAAGUGUAUGCAGGGGAGAUUUUGCUUUACGACAAUGUGAACCAAUAAAAAUCGAUUUGUGUCGAAAUAUUGGAUAUAAUGAGACGUCGAUGCCAAAUUUGGUGGGAAAUGAAUUACAAAGUGAAGCAGAAUACACAUUGCAGACGUUCUCGCCACUUAUUGAAUACGUCUGCAGUUCUCAGCUAAAAUUAUUUUUAUGUGCAACUUACGUACCUAUGUGUACCCAAAAAGUACCGGUACCUAUAGGACCAUGUCGAACACUUUGCGAAAGCGUACGAUCUCGCUGUCACCCAGUUCUUCAAGGUUUUGGUUACCCAUGGCCUCCUGCUUUAGAUUGUCAUCGUUUUCCUAAAGAAAAUAAUCAUGAGACCAUGUGUAUGGAGGGUCCUGGUGAGGUGCAAGAAGCGCCUGCUGUAAAGGAAAUGUAUCCAGCAAAUCCUGCUGUUAACACACCAUUUCAAACAGCUAUAGUUUCCAGCACAUUCGAAUGUCCAGGGCACUCAAAAUUGUACGUGAAACUACACCGGUCUGGACGUUGUGCUCCGCUGUGCGAAGCAAAUAUUCUAUUUGGACCUAGUGAAAAACACCUCGCUGAACUUUGGACACACACGUGGACAUAUGCUGCAGCAGGUUUAUCGAUUUUGGCUAUUAUUUCUUUAUUAUUAUCCGACUCCAGAGCUUUCAAAGUACAAGAAUCUUGUCAAAUAAAAGUUUUGUCAUCAUUAAUGUGGUCGCACACAAUGGUAGCAAUUGGUUGGACAAUUCGAUUUAUUGCUGGUAGGACAGCUACAUCUUGUGGAUUUGACCCUCAGUUGCCGAAUGUGUCUUUACUUUUAGUAGAUGGACUUUCAAAUGCCCCAUGUGCUACAACGUUUAUACUUCGAUAUUAUUUUGGAAUGACGGCAUGUGCAUGGUGGGCAAUUUUAUGUUUAGGAUGGCAUCGUGAUGUUCGUCGUAUAAGUCCCGACUCAUUAGGUCACAUGACUCUUGGAACAAGUGUUUAUCCAACUCUAAAUAAUAGUAGUGUUUCUACGAAAAUAUCACGCAAAAUAGAUAAUAGUAUAACAAGCAGUAACUUGGCAAAAUUUUUAGCAUGGGGCUUGCCAGCGUUUCAAACAGCUGCAGUGAUUGUUGCACGAUUGGUGGAUGCUGAUGAGUUGUUAGGUGCAUGUUAUGUAGGCAACCAAUCUGAUAAAGGACUCCAGAUUUUAGUAGCUACACCAUUGUUUUGUUAUUGGAUAUUCGGAUCAAUGAAUUUAGCUUCCGGAUUUUUAGUUUAUCGUCGAAACAGGGAUAUUUUACGCAAUACGAACUCUACAUCACUGCAAUUAUUACUACAGACGAAAUGUAGUAUUUCCGGAGUAUUUUUAUUUAUUUAUUGUUUACCUUAUGCAUUACUGCUAUUAUCGGUGAUAUAUGAGUUUGCAAACAUCGACGUAUGGCUAAGUGAAUCACCUUACGGCCAAACUCCAGAAUGGCCAUUUUUGACAAGAGCUUUUAUGGAAUUAGUGCUAUGUAUUGUUUGUUCUGCUUGCAUUUUGGGACCAAAAAUCUCUUCAUUAUAUAAACGUCAGUUAGAAGUUCCUCCAACAAAAACACAACAAUUAAAUAUGCAGGCUGUGCCUGCUCAACAUAAAUUAAUUGGGCACAAUUGCAAUAGUCGUGUUUCAAAUAAUGCCUAUAGUACCACAUCUUAUCAGACUGUCCGAGAACCAAAAAAACCUUCCCAACAUACAAAACAUUUAAGUAAUACAAUUUCAAUGAAUCAGUUGCCCAACUAUUGCUCUGGACGAACUAAAAUUCCAAAAAAUUAUGUGAUGUAUCCCCACUUAGUGAUAAAUUCCUCAGCUAGUUGCAACACAAAUUCACUACAUCGCUACAGCGAUGAAACUAUUUUGUAGAGUUUUAUACAUCUACAUUGAAACUACAUACAAUUAUACCAUGUAUUGUAUAAGAUUGUACAUUGUAAGACUGUGAUAUGCACUAAUGUACUGCUAUCUUAAUUAUAUAUUUUUAUUAAAUGCUAAAUGGAUUAUUACAAAAAUUCUUUUGAUAAAUUUAAAUAGAAUUAAAGUAUGUAUUUUUAAUUUUAACAAACAUAUCGUUGUUGCUGUGAGAGUAAAAACCUUCAUUUUUAUUACACAUUAGUGCCGGUCUGCACGGGGAAACUUGAUUUUGUGAAAGAAAGAGAAAAAAUAUCAUUAUCAGCCCGCCACUUAUUAAUUUUGAUGAUUUCUAACAAAUAAUGAUAUCUUUAAAUAAUGAUAUAUACAUAUCAUAGGAGCAACUAUGAUAUGUAUACAUUAAUUACAGUCUUAGGUACUUUAACUUAAAACAUGACCAUUUUUGAUGAUGAAGGGUACACGGAUUGAUAUAGCACAUUAGCACUUACCAUAACUUUAAAAAUAUAUAUUGUUCGCUAUCAUUAUAAUCUAGGUAUCUCGGAGUAAGGCCUAGAUUAUAAUCCUUUUAAUAUAUCCAUUCAUUUGUAUCUACUCCAUGAUGCGAAAUGUCAGCAUUUAUGUUUUAUAGUUAUAUAUACAUUGUAAUAUUAACAAGUAAGAGUGCUAUAUUCGGCUGUACAGAAUCUUAUAUACCCUUCACCAUAGUGUAUUUUAAACAUAAUUGAUCUUACAGUCUAGUUAAUAAAAACAUUAAAAAAAUUUGAGUCGAUU
This is a messenger RNA of Lucilia cuprina (Australian sheep blowfly), 3449 nucleotides long. RefSeq names its product frizzled-4 (gene fz4). The record is from RefSeq and is a predicted model, not a curated record. Gene Ontology annotation, cellular component: plasma membrane. NCBI's taxonomy places the organism in Eukaryota, Metazoa, Arthropoda, Insecta, Diptera, Calliphoridae. Gene Ontology annotation, biological process: non-canonical Wnt signaling pathway; canonical Wnt signaling pathway. Bases 720 to 2675 code for a protein of 651 amino acids. The transcript is spliced from 5 exons. Gene Ontology annotation, molecular function: Wnt-protein binding; Wnt receptor activity.